UGGAAAAAGCGAGCCAGCUUGUACUUAAAGUAAGGGGGAGGACAUUUGGGAAACCCUUCUUUUUUUUUUGGACUGCUGACGCGUCCACCGGCCAGCGUUGCGUGCUGUGUGCUGGAGCACCGUGGCUUCAUGUCCUCGCCAGGUUUCACUAUGUUUUUUCACUUUCUAGUUUUCGGGGCCUUUGUUUUCAGGGCUGAAUGUUACUUUUCGGAAGAAAAGUAUCCGGAGGAGUCGAAGAUGCAGCCUCCUACGGUGGUUAUCGCUAUCAUAGCCCGGAACACUGCUCACUCCCUGCCGUACUACCUCGGCGCUCUGGAGAGACUCAACUACCCCAAAGAUCGCAUCUCUGUGUGGGCAGCCACGGAUCACAAUAUAGAUAACACCACAGCCAUACUGAAGGAGUGGCUCACUGUCAUGCAGAAGUUUUACCACUAUGUCGAGUGGAGACCAAUGGAUCAGCCCACGUCGUAUGCAGGAGAGAUGGGUCCUAAGCACUGGCCCAACAGCAGAUAUCAGUAUGUGAUGAAGCUGAAGCAGGCAGCGCUCAACUUCGCCAGGAAACGCUGGGCCGAUUACAUCCUGUAUGCUGACACAGACAAUAUUCUCACCAACCCAGACACACUCAAACUGAUGAUAGCGGAGAACAAGUCCGUCAUCGCUCCCAUGCUUGACUCUCAGGGAGCGUACUCCAACUACUGGUGUGGUAUCACUCCACAGGGAUAUUAUCGCCGAACAGCAGAGUAUUUUCCCACCCGUCACCGUCACAGACUGGGCUGCUUCCCUGUACCCAUGGUUCACUCCACCAUCCUGCUGGAUUUAAGGAAGGAAGGCAUGAAGAAACUGGCCUUCUUUCCUCCUCACGAUGACUACUCGUGGCCCUACGAUGACAUCAUCGUGUUCGCCUUCUCCUGCCGGGCUGCAGAGGUACAGAUGUAUCUGUGUAACAAGGAGCGUUACGGCUACCUGAACGUCCCGGCCAAACCUCACCACACUUUGGAAGAUGAUCGGCUCAACUUUGUCCACGUCCAUCUUGAUUCCAUGAUUGAUGGUCCUCCAAUGUACCCGUCCAGAUACGUCCACAUGUUCACAAAACAGAGGGACCUCAUGGGCUUUGAUGAGAUAUAUCUGAUCAAUCUGCGCCGCCGUCAUGACCGAAGAGACCGGAUGUUGUUCUCUCUGAAUGAGCUGGAGAUUGACGUCAAAGUUGUGGACGCUGUGGAUGGAAAUGCUUUGAACAGCAGUGACAUUAAGAUCCUUGGCGUCGACCUGCUGCCAGGCUACUAUGACCCGUUCUCUGGACGCACCCUAACCAAAGGAGAGGUGGGCUGCUUCCUCAGCCACUAUUUCAUCUGGAAGGAGAUGGUCGACAUGCAGAUGGACAAGGCGCUGGUGUUUGAAGACGACGUUCGUUUCCAGGCCAACUUCAAACGACGAGUCCUCAAGCUGAUGGAGGAUGUGGAGCAGGUGGAGCUGGACUGGGACAUCAUAUACUUUGGCAGGAAACAGGUGAAUCCUGGGAAGGAGGAACCCGUGGAGUUCAUUCGAAACUUGGUAAUUGCAGACUAUUCGUACUGGACUCUGUCCUACGCCAUCUCCUUGCAGGGAGCCCAAAAACUGCUCAACGCUGAGCCACUGUCCAAGAUGCUUCCUGUUGAUGAAUUCCUCCCCAUCAUGUAUGACAAACAUCCCAAUGAGGACUACAAGUCCCAUUUCCCCAACAGAAACUUACAAGCCUUCAGUACGCACCCUCUUCUGGUCCAGCCGUGUCACUACGCCGGUGAUCCCCAGUGGGUGAGCGACACAGAGACGUCGACUCUGUGGGACGAUGACAACGUACGCACUGAUUGGAGGGGUUCCCACAAGACCCUGAAAGGCUCCACUCCGCCACCCGACAUGCUGUCAGCUGCCUACAGGGACGAACUUUAGUGCAGAGCAGACGUAGCCGUGGCGAACCUGCGGGUCAAAAGGCCAUGAGGUCAGAGAGACAGAUGCUGAGGAGAGAAAGUGUUCCCAGACUUUAUUUCAGUCCACUCUGUGUCACACCGCUGACAUGCUCAGUGUUGUUUAAACUGAACAUUUCAAAGCAUGUCAGCAAGUGUAUGGCACAAGAGGAUUUUUGGGAGGGAAACAAUAUAAGGGACAGUGCUAAUUGUGGUUGUUUGUAAAGUAAUGUAAAACUACAGGAGUUUUAAUAUUUGUACAGAUCCACUCUUUAGAUUUUUUUUUACCGUUUUCAAAUAUUUUUAAACAUUUUUAAUAUUUUGAGAGUUUAUACAGUUUGUAUGGCUGAUUUUUGUUUGAAUGUAUGAUUUUGAUGGCUGCGUGCUUGUCUUCAUUGUAUGUUUACAAUGCUUAAUACACAGCUAUCAAAAGAACACAAAGAGGCGGCUUUACAAGGACUUAUGUCAUCUGUUGAUCGCUGACAGAGGCUCCAGCAGCAGUAGCAGCAGCAGCAGCACUGUUUCGCAACUCCUGUCAAGUCUGGACAAUGUUCUGACAUUUAUUGCUAUAUUUUGUCCUUGAUGGAUUGUCAGUCUAACCUUUUCUCUAUAUGUCCACACCCUCCAUCAGGACUGUUAUUAGAUGCAAUUAUAUUUUAAAGGGGAACUAUUUUCUAAUGUUUUUGUAUCUAGGUGACUACUGGAGACAGUCAUUUUUAAAACUUGUCCAGUAUUCUGUGAGAGCGCAGCACACGGCAGUAGUGAAACAUGCUGCAAUGUAUCCACUCAGGGCAUUUGUGCACCAUCAAUUUACGUCCAGUAAAAGGCUCAUAUUGUUAUUCUAAGUGCCUGACAACAUUUUGGAAUUAGUUCCUAUGGAGAUAAACCUUCUUGUUAAAGAGUAAGAUUAUUUUUGUUAAACCAGAACAGCCCUUAAAUCACUAUUAUCAAAGCCACGAGACUCUAUUUAAAUAAACAGCAAUUUUAGGCUGUAUAGAGGCAGCAUAUUUUCACAUCUAACGGGA
Messenger RNA from Plectropomus leopardus (leopard coralgrouper), 2965 nucleotides. It is a transcript of the gene cercam, whose product is annotated as cerebral endothelial cell adhesion molecule. The record is from RefSeq and is a predicted model, not a curated record. Lineage: Eukaryota; Metazoa; Chordata; Actinopteri; Perciformes; Serranidae.